Molecule: messenger RNA, 6256 nt
Organism: Empidonax traillii (willow flycatcher)
Lineage: Eukaryota; Metazoa; Chordata; Aves; Passeriformes; Tyrannidae
Product: G-protein coupled receptor 12
Exons: 2
Coding region: 113-1117 (334 amino acids)
Biological process (GO): G protein-coupled receptor signaling pathway
Cellular component (GO): membrane
Molecular function (GO): G protein-coupled receptor activity
Source: RefSeq, a predicted model, not a curated record
CUGGAGCCUGGAGAGGGACCGCGCCGACCCCUCUGUGCCUCCUUCUUCCUCCCAUCCUCCGACCUGCCGGGGGAUAAGCCCAGGUGAACCGCCGCCGCGGACAGGGGUUAAAAUGAAUGAAGAUCUGAAGGUUAAUUUGAGCUGGCUGCCUCAGGAUCAUGUAGAAGCCAGUUCUACAGAGAAUGCCUCAGCUCCAGGCUCCUCCCUGGUUCCUGUCGUAGACCCUGAGCCAGAGCUUUUGGUAAACCCCUGGGACAUUGUCUUGUGUACUUCAGGGACCCUUAUCUCCUGCGAAAAUGCCAUUGUGGUUCUGAUCAUUUUCCAUAACCCCAGUCUUCGCGCCCCCAUGUUCCUCCUGAUAGGCAGCCUGGCACUGGCAGAUCUCUUAGCGGGCAUUGGAUUGAUCAUCAAUUUUGUUUUUGCCUACCUUCUGCAGUCAGAAGCUACAAAACUGGUUACGAUUGGACUGAUCGUUGCCUCUUUCUCAGCAUCUGUUGGCAGCUUGCUGGCUAUCACUGUUGAUCGUUACCUCUCCCUGUAUUACGCUCUGACUUACAAUUCGGAGAGGACUGUCACUUUUACCUAUGUCAUGCUUAUAUUGCUCUGGGGAGCAUCUAUCUGUAUUGGACUGCUGCCUGUAAUGGGCUGGAACUGCCUCAGAGAUGAAUCCACCUGCAGUGUUAUCAGACCACUCACUAAAAAUAAUGCAGCUGUCCUUUCGGUCUCUUUCCUGCUUAUAUUUGCCCUCAUGCUGCAACUCUACAUUCAGAUCUGUAAAAUUGUGAUGCGCCAUGCCCAUCAGAUUGCCUUGCAACACCAUUUCCUGGCCACUUCCCACUAUGUGACCACCCGAAAAGGAGUGUCUACUUUGGCCAUUAUUUUGGGGACUUUUGCUGCUUGCUGGAUGCCUUUUACACUCUAUUCUUUAAUAGCAGAUUACACCUAUCCUUCUAUAUACACCUAUGCCACCCUCCUGCCAGCUACCUACAAUUCCAUUAUCAAUCCUGUCAUAUAUGCUUUUAGAAACCAGGAGAUACAGAAAGCGCUUUGGCUCAUCUGUUGUGGCUGUAUUCCUUCUAACCUGUCUCAGAGAGCAAGAUCACCCAGUGAUGUCUGAUUGGCAGCCAGGAGGACGCUCCUUAGCAAGUUACUUUCCAGACAUUCUGUCUUUGGUUUAGAUGCAUUCAUUAAAUGGUGUGUGAUGGGUUCAGAUAAAAACCACAGGAUGGACUGACCUUUUUGUGAACGGAAAACCCCAGUGACCUAAAUCAAUUGAGUGGUUUAAGGGAGAUUUCCAAAAUCAAAUUAAUCAGUGUUCUUACAGAUUUACAAUGUUGCUCAGGGUCUUUUUGUCAUAUUACCCAGACUUUGCCAUGUUUGCCAUGAUUUUACAUUCAGCUUUCUAAUUAAAAUUGGAUCGAAACAGCAUACGUCCUUUGAAAUUGUUUAUUGUGAUUGAAUUUAGUUAUACUGCAUGUUACAAUAUGUUGUCAGGAUAUUUUUUUCCUCUUUAAUUUUUUUUAAACAGAAAAAAAAAAGAAAAACCAAGUCCUGUUACUGCAUAUGUAUAUCAUCAGAAUGCUCUUCAAAAUAAUGGCCAAUUGUACUGAUUUAUUGGUAUUUAUUGUAGUCUCAGUGCAACAAAUUUGCUCUAAGUGAGGAAGUACUUGUACAGCUUUUUAUUUUACAUCUCAGCGUGAAUUAGCUUGAUAAUUGUUUUUAAGGGUUACCUGUUUUCUCAUGAGUUCUGGCUGGACGUUAAACCGAAAGAUAUGCAUUGCUUUCCUUUUCAAAAGUCAGCCAUAUGUUUUCCCUUAGAUAUGGGACAUCGGAGAUCACUAUGCUAUUAAUUUUAAAACUGAUUGGGGGAGGGAGAAUCUCUGAAACUGAUGAAACAAUGUGGCCUCUUUUGGCUAUGUGUUUGUAAUAGGUCAAACACUAAGUUUCUCAGAUAAGUUUGUCCUCUCAGAAGAGUUAAAAAUAUCUUUAAUAAAAUAAUCUCCAAAUUGCAUGCAGCACAUAUUUGGCACUACAUGAAAUGGUUUUCCUAAGUUUGUUUUCAAGUCUAAACUAUUAGCACUUGUUUUCAUUGUUCUCUUAUGUAAUUUUAAAUACUGACGUUUAUACAUUCUUGGAGCAUAUCUGGUUCAUAAUUGUUUGCAUCCAGAACUGCAAGAUGAGAAAAAAACCCAGUGUUUUCUCCUUUUUCUGGCAGUUUCAUCCACUACAGAAUGUGAUUCUUUGCACUGUACUCAUGUCAGUUCACUCCAUUGUAAGAUGAUAGUUCUGGUCUAAAAAACAGAGCUUCCUCUCAUGAAUGGUUAAAUUUCAAACUGCUUCUAACCUUUCACUGAAGCCACAUUAGAAUGCACCAGAAAUAAAGCAUUGUUUUCUAAUUUGAAGACUUGAUUGUCAGGGAGAAAAUCUUCCUGGCAUAUGACUUUGUGAAGCUUAUGGUGUGCCCUCAUGUCAGUUCAUGGAGUUUAGAGUACCACUUCCAUUAGUGUUGAUGGGAGCUAAAUGUCUUCAUGCCCUGGCAUCAGUAGGAGGUUAUUUUCCCUUGAAUGUCUAAGUCAGCACACUGUAUUGUUGCUUCAGUACCUUCCAUUAAAAAAACCCAAAACAGACUCAAAUGUAAAAAUAGCAAUAUUUACAGUUCAAUGAAAAAAAUAUACCUGUAUAGUAGAGGUAGUAGAGACAACUGCAUUGCUGGUCUGGAUUUUUCCAGAUGGAAUCAGUCCUUUUCAUGUGGACGUUUGGAUGACUGUAGCUUUUUGUGGCAAAGUUUCUGUGACGUUAAGAAUCAUACGCUAUACACAAAGCUGAAUCUCAAAUGUGAGUGAGUUGUCUGUAAACAAGGCUCUGUAGACAUUUUUAUGAGCAAUAAUUAAUUUUAGUUGCAAUGCCGGGUUUAAAUUCCAUUGUUUACUUGGUUCAACCUUCAUGAUAUUUGGCUCUUACUUUGUAAUCUGAUUAGUUUAUUAAUUGCAUGGCAUGAUCCAGUAGAGCUGUGAAUUUGAAGCUCCCCUGGCUUCCCUGUGAUUUACAGAUGCUCAUCAGAGUUAGACUAUGACUUCUGCUCAGUGUAGGAUAUUGGUGUUCUUUAUCUACUUCUGAAUGUUAAUGAAGCUUCAGUCAUUGCAUUUUUGUAUAAGAAAUACUCACUUUGUAGAAAUCUACGCUACAUAUGUGUGCAGUUUUUCAAGUAUGCAAAGUAUUGGGCAGUAAAAUGGCACUAAAAGUCAUGACAUGAAUAAUGUAAGGAGGCUCAAUAAUGUAGAAUGGCAUUUUUAAGAGCAAAAAAAUGAGUUAGUUAUGCAAAGUUUACCCCCUUCCUUUUUCCUGCAUUUGUCCUUCUUUAUCAAAUUGCUAAAAGUAUAAUGAUAAAAUCUACAAUUGUGACCAAAAUUCAGUCCAGAGGGCAACUGUUGUUUUGCUUAUGCGGACCUGUUCUCAUCUUCUUGGAUAACUUCACAGGCAUUAGCGUUUUUCUCUACGCAGCACCUGUGUGAUGGGGAAGCCAGAAAAAAAACAGCACAGAGGGAGGUAAUGUCAUCCUCUCGUGCUGGUUCACCUAGUGUCCUUGUCAUCUUCCUCACUCCACAGGCUGCUCAAAUCCAUAGAGACUCUCCGAGUGCUGGGGGAGCCGACCUUUUCCUUGUGCCAGAGCAGAGAGAUUUGUAAUUGGAAGCUUCUCUCCUGAGGAACAGUGCAAGUCAAAGAGGAAAGAAGGAUUAAUUAUAGCAGUCCCACAAAGCUAGGGAUGCGAUUUACCCUUGUUUGAGGAGUAGUGCAUGGUUGCCUUUCACCACAUACAGAUGAGAAACAUGAUUCUGCCUCCCAAGCCUCUGCUAUGACCUCCAGUGAGGAUGUUGUCGCUUCCAGAAAUAUGUUCUUAAAUUAAGACUGUGCAGCACAGGCCAAAAAAUCCUACUGGAAGUCAGUGACACAGGUUUGCCUGCAGCUGUCAGGCCAAACUUUAACAUGGCUUGCAGUACUUGACAGGUGCUAUAUAACACACCUGUGAACGAGCUCUUGAGAGUAGGGCCAGAGCUGUGUGUAUGAAGCUGCUGACCUCACUUGCACAGAAGGAUUGCUUGAUAGCCAGCCACUUUCCAGACCCUGCAGAAUUAAGCAAUUCUCUGCUGUCCCCUCAGAAUUACAGGAUAGGCCCCCGUUCUAUAUGGUGAGGUGCUGGAAUCCAUCCAAGAUCCCUCUGAAACUGGCAGAAAUCCCACCAGCUUGCAGAAUUCUGAUGUUUUAUUGUCCCAUCAAACAACACCCAUGCGUGAGACCGGGGAAAUUAGAUUCACCAGUCUAUGUACAGUGAAGUAACUUUCACAUCUCCAUUGUAAUGACAGAAGACUUCUAUUUCUUAAUACGUAAUUUAGUUUAAAGAAUUGAAGUUCAUGUUUACUUAUUAAAACACUUGACCUAAAGUUAGUAACAGGUUAUAUCUUGAUGAGAAAAAUUUACUGUGGUCAGUUUUUCAUGUGUUCAUCCUCAAAGCUUGGGAGAGGAAUUUUUUAGAUUGUCAUCUUUUUUUCUUUUUUUUUUUUUUACCCGUUUCUCCUAACAGUAAGAUUUCAGCAAUAAGGGGAAAUAUAUUUUUAGCACAAAAGCAAUAAAAUCCUCCAUGUUGCAGGUACUAUAAACUGCUGAGUAAACUCAGAGCAAUAGAGAGGAAGCAAUAUUACUUUAAACAAAAAACAGUUACUUGCAUAAGGACUUUCAAUAAGCAUAAGUCUUCCUUUGUUAAGCAGAUGCUAUCAGACCAACGUGGGAUACAAUUUCUGGUUGAUUUGUGUUAUAAUUACUGAGUUCCUGAAUAGAAUUACACAGCAAUAAUAUUUUAUCGUAAUUCUUGGGUCCCAAAUUUGUGCUGUUGGCAAGAAAAAGUUACGUCCUGCAGUGGGGAUUUUUAUUCUUUUCAUCGUUUGGCAUUUAGUUGUACAGCAUUCUGUAGGUAAAUCUUUUCAGGAUUUCCAGUUGUAACGGAAAAUACCGAAUUUGCCACGCUUAUCAAGAUGGACAUGAUAAAUGGUGCUAACCCCUUCUGAAGAUAGCUUGGUUCUGGUAUCAGUGAAGAGAACCCCUACCAGCUAUUUGGAAGCAAGCUGAAAGGCCUGCUGUUGCUGCUGCAUUUUCCUACCACUGACGCUCAGUAACAUCAGCAGCUGCGUCCGUCUUUUAGUGUUCAGCAGCCAACCUUGAGGCGUCUUGGAGUCUCUAAAGCCCCUCAAUGGACAGCAGUGAACUUUGGCUUAAACCAGCAGGCAUGCUGUCCUCAAAGUGCUGUUAUUUUGUUACCUCAUUUUCUUAGGGAUCGUUUCGCCUUUAAAAAUAAGAUACAUGUGACUUCAUUUCCCCAAGGUGAUAAGCAAUCUGCUGUGUGACUGGAACUUGGGAUUAGAUAGCAUCACUACAAAUCAAGCCCCUGAAACAUAACUACACACUCAUUACUUAAAAAAAACCCCAAAAUGUUCAGAACAGGAUUUUCAAAUGGUUGGCCGCGACUUUUAUGAAAAGAAAGUAUACAUGGUCUGGUUUUUCUAUGUACAAUAAAGAAAUAAGAAUUGGACAGAGUAGUCACUAUUAAAAAAAACACUAGCUGUUCUGUCACUUUAUCUGAGAUACUGAGUGGUUCUGUUCAGUGGUAGUCCAGAGAUGUUCAAUGUAGAAAAAUUAAGAUCUCUCAGCCUCUGCUUAUAGAGAACUAAAAGGAAGGGACUAAAAGGAAUUGGUGUAAUUUAUAUGUCAUGAAUAAGCAAUAGGUCACGAAACACAGGCAUGCAUAUCUCCCUCAUUUGUCAGUAUAAGAAUGAUGGAACUCCCAAUAAACUUGAAAGGUCUCUUGUCUAGAGAUACUUUUUUGGUGCAAAAGGAAAUUACCCCUUAAAAUUGGGUGCUUCUGUCUUCUUCAGACCAAGAAUUUGCAGUUCCUUUUAAUGCACGAGAAAUCUGAGUGAACUGCAAGGAUAUCUGCUUUCAUAUUAGGUGGACGAUGAGAGAUGGAAGUCUUUAUGGCUUGGUGAAACAGCCAGAUACUCACUGCUUGAACUUGGAUAGGAAGGACGCUUGAAUAAAUGCAUCCCCUGUGAGAAGGUUAUUUUGAGCUGUCCAUUUGGAACCUGACCCAAUGCACAUGGAGCCCCUCAGAGGGACCCUGGGACUGCCCUUGUUCUGGGGUGUAUUGCAGCAGUCUAUGUGUCCCUGAGGCUGGCAGUGUGGUUGUUCCUGUUGAAUGGUGUCCAGA